AUGGCGAGCAAGAAUCAACUUUUCCUCGGCCUGUUCGUGCACAGCAAGGCGCUCGACGAGCUGGAGUAUCUACAUAACACAGCCGUGUGUGUGGACAAGUCCGGGACUAUUGUGGCUGUCGAGAGUGAGUGCGACGAGGCGAGGGCAAGAGAGACCCUGUUCCCGCGGCUGGGGUGGGAGCCCAACGAGGUGGAUGUUGUCUGCGCAAGGGAAGGGCAGUUUUUCUUUCCCGGAUUCAUUGACACGCACCUCCAUGCCUCACAAUACCCCAACGUCGGCAUCUUCGGCAACUCGACCCUCCUCGACUGGCUCAACACGUACACUUUCCCCAUGGAAGCCUCCCUCGCGAACCUGGCCAAAGCCCGCCGCGUCUACACGCGCGUCAUCCGCAAGACGCUGUCCCACGGCACCACCUGCGCCGCCUACUACGCCACCGUCGACGUCCCCUCGACCAACCUCCUCGCCGACUUGUGCUUUUCCCACGGCCAGCGCGCCCUGGUCGGCCGCGUGUGCAUGGACCAGCUCUCGCCCGACUACUACCGCGACGCGUCGCCACGGGACUCGGUCGCCGCCACGGAACAGUCCAUCGCCCACAUCCGCGCGCUCGACCCGGACUCGCACAUGGACAUGUCCAGGGCUCUCGUGCGGCCCGUCAUCACCCCGCGCUUCGCGCCCUCGUGCUCGGCCGAGCUGCUGCGCUCGCUCGGCGACCUCGCUGCGGAGACUAACCUGCCGAUCCAGACGCACAUCAGCGAGAAUAAGCCCGAGAUUGAGCUUGUCGCAAAACUCUUCCCCGAACACGAGAGUUAUGCAGCCGUCUACGAUGCGACCGGCUUGCUCACGGACCGCACCAUCCUCGCCCAUGCCGUGCAUCUCACAGAAAAGGAAGCCGACCUCGUCGCCCAGCGCGGCGCGAAAGUAAGCCAUUGCCCCUGCAGCAACUCGGCGCUGACCAGCGGCGCGUGUCCCGUGCGCUGGUUGCUGGCUAAGGGGGUGGUAUGCGGUCUGGGAACGGACAUGAGCGGGGGGUACAGCCCCAGCGUGCUGGAGGCGGCGAGGCAGGCUGUGUUGGUUAGCAGGCAUGUUGCUAUGGGCGGUGGUGGGGAUGGGGACAAGCUAGGCGUGGAGGAGGUGCUGUACCUUGCGACGAGGGGCGGGGCUGAGGUGGUCGGCUUGAGGGGUAAGGUUGGCGGGUUCGAGGUCGGGAUGGAGUGGGACGCGCAGUUGAUUGGGUUGGGCAUGGUUGCGGAUGACGGGGAGGACAGAGCACAACAGGGAGAGGGACAAGGUGGGGGUGAAGAUGAUGGGGAUGUGGAUGUCUUUGGGUGGGAGAGCUGGCCUGAGAGGAUUGCGAAAUGGGUGUUUAACGGGGACGAUCGGAAUACGAAGAAGGUCUGGGUCCGUGGCCGGCUGGUGCAUCAACGGAAGGGGGAGUGGUAA
Messenger RNA from Canariomyces notabilis, 1440 nucleotides. RefSeq names its product guanine deaminase. Gene Ontology annotation, molecular function: guanine deaminase activity; zinc ion binding. Lineage: Eukaryota; Fungi; Ascomycota; Sordariomycetes; Sordariales; Chaetomiaceae. The record is from RefSeq and is a predicted model, not a curated record. The coding region runs from base 1 to 1440 and encodes 479 amino acids. Gene Ontology annotation, cellular component: cytosol. The transcript has 2 exons. Gene Ontology annotation, biological process: guanine metabolic process.